Microplitis mediator is the source of this 2474-nucleotide messenger RNA. Its product is annotated as paired mesoderm homeobox protein 2-like. The record is from RefSeq and is a predicted model, not a curated record. Gene Ontology annotation, molecular function: DNA-binding transcription factor activity, RNA polymerase II-specific; RNA polymerase II transcription regulatory region sequence-specific DNA binding. The transcript is spliced from 5 exons. NCBI's taxonomy places the organism in Eukaryota, Metazoa, Arthropoda, Insecta, Hymenoptera, Braconidae. The coding region runs from base 992 to 1699 and encodes 235 amino acids. Gene Ontology annotation, biological process: regulation of transcription by RNA polymerase II.
UUGGCGGAGAGAUAAUACAUUAUCAUAUUAAUGUUUAAUAUUAAUGUUUCCCUGAACAAUUAUUGUCAUAGUACAAAAAAAAGUACCUGUCAAUACAAUAAAUUAUUUUUCUAAAUAUGCAUUUAUUGAGUUAUUAAAUAAGUAUUCUGUCAUUUUAAAAUAAUAUUUAAUUAUUAUUAAUAACUAAUUUCUGAGGCUCACUUAUAUAUUUCAUAAUGACUACUUUAUAAGCUCAACAGUUAAUAAAAGCCAGUAUGCCGCCCAGAUAAAAACAAAGUUACCAAUGACUGAUUAAUAAGGGUGGAGCUUAGUACAUAAUCUCCACCUACUAUUUAAUCGUUCUAUUUCACUCAUAAAAUUGCACAAGAAAAGUUUUCAAGAUGAAGACGAAGAAACGAAGAAGAUGAAGAACAAGAAGAAGAAGAAGAAGAAGAAGAAAAGAGACAUAUGAAGAAAAUAAGAGACAGAAAAUGUUAGACCUUUAAGUACGUCUUAACUCUGCAAGUCAGUUGGCAUCUUGCCUCCCUAUACACACGGCUCGCAUAAAACAAUUUACGAAGAUUAAUUUCUCGUUUGCUCUUCAUCAACUUGUAUCAAUUUAUACUCGUAUAUUUUCCUUAUAAUUUUCACAUUAAUUUAGCUAGUGUAGCAUUUAAUUUAUAAUUUAAAUGAUUCGAUUAGCAGUGAAGUACAAAUUAUAUACAUGUAUAUAAAAUGCGACACAUUGACUGAGAAAUAAUUUAAUUUAGGUCGUUUUGAACAGCCGUGUGUAUAGGUAUAUAGUACUUACAUUAUUAUUAGGUAUAUGUGUUUGCAUGUCUUGACGAAUUAUUUGCGUUUGCAUAAUUAAUGGAUAAUUUCGUUGCGAGCACGAAAUACAAUUGUGGUUUUACAUAAGAAAAAAAAAAAGCUCUGAUAACAGACUAUCUUAUAAAAGGUGGCAAUGUGAAACAGUAGGCUAGUAAACGUGUCAAUGUAGUCUAUUUUUUAAAUGUCUUACUUUACAAAUAAUGAUAAUACACCAAAUGAGUCAAUGAUUAUUUCUCAAGUGGCCAAUUCUCACGUUCCCCAGGAUUUUACUGUUUCAAGACUUUUAUCCACUUCUAAUCAUCAUUUAGAUUGCAAUGAAGGAGUCUCUGGUGGAGGUAGAAGACCUAGACGAAGCAGAACAACAUUUUCAGCCCAACAACUGGCUGCUCUUGAGAGAGUUUUUGAGAGAACACAUUAUCCUGAUGCUUUUGUGAGAGAAGAACUUGCGACGAGAGUAUCUUUAUCUGAAGCUAGAGUACAGGUUUGGUUCCAAAAUCGGCGAGCUAAAUUCCGAAGAAAUGAAAGAAGUUCCGCAUUAAGUAGAGGUGCUUCUUCAACACGAGAUAUCGAAACUACUUUGCCAUUAAGACCAAUAAGGAUAGCAUAUACUCAUGAAAAUACAUCAGAUGGCUUACAAUCUCCUCCUCAAGUGCCUCAAUACUCUUACAGCGAGUACUGGAGAUCAUCUCAACAUUAUGCUGCAGUACAAACAACUGCAAGUUGUCAUGGUUUUGUAAAUGGGAAUCUGAGUAAUGUGAGCUUUCCAUCGUAUCAUCAGUCAGAAGUUCAUGGAAGUAUUGAGGGAGCUUCAAUGAAUGGGUUGAGUAGUCUUAGAUUAAGAAGUCAUCCUUACGGUGCAACUUAUUCUGCCAUGCAUGCCAGUAUGUGACUUAUUAGUAUUUUUAUAAAAUUAAAUAAUAAAAAAGUGCCUAAAUUAAAAAUUCAUUGUAUUGUUGUUAGAUUGAGCAAAGAUGCCAAAGAAUUUUUUUUUAAAUUAUAUAAUUGUUAUCAGAAUAAUCAUGUGAUUAAUAAAAUAAAUAAGAUAGAUGCAUUGUUUUUGGCCGUCUAGUUUUAAACUUGAUCAGUUUUAUUUACUUUUUUCCGUACUAACUUUUAUUACAAAUAUACAUAAUGUUAAAAAUAAAAUAAAUACUAUUCACAUUUCCCGUGUAAAAAAAAAAAUGUUCGAAGCUCCAACAUCGAAACAUGAUACAAUUUCAUAUAUUUUUCGAACAUUCAAUGAUUUGAUUAUUUUCGCUUCGAAAAUUUUCAUAAGAAACUUUUGUAUUUUUUUUUUUUUCGAACUUUUAGUUUUUCAAUUUUUCCGAUUUUUUCAAUCUAGAGAAGUAAGAAAAUUUUUAUAAUUGUUAAUUUCUGAGACGUUGAUAUAAUUUUGCUUAAAAAUCUUCGAAAAUUUUUUCAACCAAUUUUAAACAAUUUUUUAAUAUUUUUCGAACACAUUUCGUAUAUGGAUUUUCUCGGAUUUUCCGGAGUCUAUUUUUCUAAAAUAUUAAAACAUUGUUUAAAAUUCGUUUUAAGAAAAAUAAUAUCAAAAUCUCGGAAAUUAAAAUGUACAAAAAUUUUCUUUCUCCUCUAGUUUGAAAAAAUCUGAAAAUUUGAGAAAUUAAAAGUUCGAAAAAAAAAAAAAAAAAUAAUCAGUUUUU